Molecule: messenger RNA, 2612 nt
Organism: Trichophyton rubrum CBS 118892
Lineage: Eukaryota; Fungi; Ascomycota; Eurotiomycetes; Onygenales; Arthrodermataceae
Exons: 2
Coding region: 529-2454 (641 amino acids)
Biological process (GO): phosphatidylinositol dephosphorylation
Cellular component (GO): endoplasmic reticulum
Molecular function (GO): phosphatidylinositol-4-phosphate phosphatase activity
Source: RefSeq, a predicted model, not a curated record
UGAUAUAUAAAUAAACGACCAAGUCAGUGGCUGAAACUGCCUAGCCGUCAUAAACGUGAACGGACUAGCUAACUAGUUAGCGUCGCGGUUCGCCAACCUCCUGCGUUGUCCACAAGACAUCAUCCCGCAAGCAAGUGCUUCUUGUUUAUUACCCUGCUACACUCUGCAAAACCCAGCAGGCCAAUAGGCUAUGUUCUGAAUACAGAAGAUACCUUUUAUUAUCAUCAUUCUACACUCAAGCCUGGCGAGCCUGUCCGGACUGCCCCGAAAAACAUGUCGCCAAAUCUCCCUUUCCGCGACAUCAACCUCUACGCCUCGCCGCAUUGCUAUGCCUUUAGAUCGGCCUCUGCUUCCACCGCUCAUAGCUUGGUCAUAGACCGACCGACAGGCGACUUGCGACUUGAGAAGGCCUCCACUCAUCAGGCGAAACGAGUCUCUAGCAUUGCUGGAAUAUUGGGUAUUGUCAAAUUGAAGCUUGGUACGACCGCCGCCUGCUCCCCUCUUUGAUAUCUGGUCUACGUAGGGGGAAUGAAACUAAAUAUUGUAGAUAAAUAUGUCAUUGUCAUUACGAAAGAACAGCCGAUGGGGAGACUGAGGGGACAUAUGGUAUAUAAGGUCGUUGCGACUGAAUUCCUACCUCUCCGUGAGACUCCUCUCCACGAUCCGGACGAAGAUGCCUACCUCGCACUCCUAAAGAAACUACUGGCCACGGGGCCGAUGUGUUAUUCCUACUCGCUUGAUAUCACCAAUAGUUUCCAGCGCCAGUCCCAGAGUGACCUUUCACUGCCUCUUUGGAAACGAGCGGACGACCGAUUUUUUUGGAACCGUUUCAUACAGACGGACCUGAUAGAUUUUAGCACCGGGCUAUCCGAAAAUACAGGGAUCAGGAGUGGACAGUCGUCAGAUGUUGACCCGUAUAUAUUGCCAGUCAUGUUUGGCAUGCUGCGUAUAACUACUGCCAAAAUCAAAUCUACCCCAUUUACCUUUGCUCUUAUAACCCGCCGUUCGAGGUUCAGAGCAGGCACCCGAUAUUUUUCCCGUGGAAUUGAUGAACAUGGAAAUGUCUCAAAUUAUAACGAGACAGAACAGAUCGCUAUUUUGAACGAUUCAAAUGGAGCAGUCUCUGGGUUUGCAGGAGGGGUUGGUAUAGGAGACAGCAAAAUAGGAGAGAAGAGCCACAAGGAGCUGCAGGUCCUAUCAUUUGUUCAGACCCGUGGAAGUAUUCCAGUCUACUGGGCUGAAGUGAACAAUUUGCAUUAUACUCCAAAACUUGCCGUGCGUGGUGUGGACGCCGCAUCUUCAGCAGCUCGAAAACACUUCUCGGACCAAAUCAAGAUCUACGGAGAGAACUUCCUCGUCAAUCUGGUCAAUCAAAAGGGUCGCGAAGAGCAGAUGAAAAGGGCCUAUGAGCAGAUGAUGAGGUUACUCUUAUCUUCGCCAACCGAAGCAAAGGAAUCCGAUAUGCUCUCUCCUGAAAAAAUGCAUACCUUAGAAUCUUCCAGUAAAGAGCAACUGAUGGACCGACUCCAUUACAUAUACUUUGAUUUCCACAAUGAAACCAAAGGUCUGCAGUGGCACAGAGCGGAACUUCUUUUGAACCAACUGAAUGAGGGCCUCCAGCGCGGCCAGUACUUCAGUGGCAUUGAGUCGUUAGGUAACCCAUCGGGUACUCUGGAAGCGAGAAGAAUGCAAUCCUCAGUCGUUCGAACAAAUUGUAUGGAUUGUCUGGACCGAACGAACGUUGUUCAGAGCAUGCUUGGCCGAUAUACCUUGACCCGCCAAUUUAUCGAUUGCGGUAUCUUGAUGCCAGGAGAGAAGACUGAUGAUGAUUUGGUCUUCCGAGACCUCUUCCGAAAUAUGUGGGCUGACAACGCAGAUGUUGUCUCAAAGUCGUACUCUGGGACCGGCGCUCUGAAGACCGACUUCACUCGAACCGGUGAGCGAACGAAGGCCGGUGCUCUUCAGGAUGGCAACAACUCCAUCACCAGGUAUAUCUUGAAUAAUUUUAUGGAUGGACCGAGACAAGACGCCUUUGAUCUCUUCCAUGGCACCUACCUCCCCUCCAGCACUGCAUCAUAUGUGUUUGCCGACCGAAGACCCCUAGUUAUCCAAUCCAUCCCAUACAUCUUAGGAGCAGCAAUAUUCAUGAUAUUGGUAGCUACAUUCACUCGCCAGCUGCCAGACUCUACCGGAUGGCCCUUGAGGAUCUUCCUUAUCUUUUGGAUAGUAGUUGCUGCCUGGUGUCUAAAUUUCAUACAUUCUCACGGCAUGUUAUAUGUCAACUGGCCAAAACUCAACACCCCUGCAACAGGAGCAGAAGGAUAUGCAGAAGCCCUUCGUCGGGCGAGCAAGGAUAAGCUCAUUGGUGACUUUAUACCGACUACGGGACGCCAGCGAGGAGUGAGUAACGCACGGCUCGGCUUUAUGGAAGAAGGCAAAAAGAGGAUAGAGUAGAUGGACAUUUAUAGACCGGGUUUUCUGUCUUCCCUUUCUUUUGUAUCAAUUUUGUGUAUAGACGCGGCUCCUUUUGCAUUUCCUCUUUUUCCUUCCCUGCUGCGGCCCAUUCGAGUUUAUAGUAACAAUAUGUUUAAUACAAGUUAUCAUGCUGCCUU